AUGUCGACGAAAACGAUGAAACGACUAAUAUCGCCAUUCUUUACUCCCGCUACAAGCUUCGUAGGGGUGAGCCUCUUAACGAUGCCCUUCUGUUUCAAACAAUGCGGCAUCGUCUUGGCACUUUUACUGUUAAUUCUGUGUAACAUCUUGUCACGACUGACAUGUCACUUUCUCAUCAAAUCGGCCAUACAAAUCAACAAACGCAAGUUUGUACUACUUGCUUCACACGCGUUUGGUCAGAAGGGGGAAUUUCUUGCGAAGCUUUUAAUCGUCAGUUUUAUGCUGGGUACUUGCAUCGCCAACUUCAUCGUCAUCGGCGAUCUGGCAUCGCAAAUAAUCAGCUAUAUCACGGGAGAGACAACAUUGGACAUUGGAGAACGUCGCAUCUUCGUCAUACUCACAACCGGAUUAAUAACAGUUUUUACUCAAGGACUGAAUCAAAAUAUCGUUGAUGCGUUUAAGAUUUGCCGCUUUAAUGUUUUUAUUUAUAAUUUGAUUGCAAUAAAAAUAAUGAUCAGAUCUUUUCUUAUUAUCCAUUUGGAAAAUUGGACAGGCAGUGUUAAUUAUUGGAGAUUAGAAGGCAUUUUCCAGUGCCUGCCAAUAUUCUUCAUGGCUUCCUUCUGCCAUAUUCAAAUGCUUGAAAUAUAUCACAUGACAUCAUCUACAGGUUCAAAGUUAAAGUUACUGAAUAUAAUUGCAAAAGAAGUAUUAAAUAGAUGUACUUAUUUAUAUUCAAUCGUUGGUUUUCUUGGUUAUAUUUGCUGUUAUAAUACUCAAUCACUCACAGGAAAUAUUUUGAUGAAUUAUAAGCCUAUUAUAUUAUUGGAACUGAUUAACGCGGGAUUCUUAUAUAUGGUUGUAAACAAUUUCCCUCUAGUCAUUUUUAUUUAUCGUAACAACUUGGAUUCCCUUAUACGUAGCGGGAUAACUACUGACGAGCUAUUUGUCAGUCAUUUGUCAAAAUUCAGAUGUUGUUGUCUCACUAUCUUAAUAGUCAUCAGUUCUACGAUAAUUGCCAUUCGAAUGCCAAGCCUAGAGUUUGUUCUUACUUUUAUGGGAUGUACGAUUGGAGGAAUGAUCUUCAUAUUUCCGGCAGCAAUUUUUAUAUGUUUAAUAAAUAGCAGUAAUCUUAGUCAAAGAUUACUAUCGUAUUUCGUUGUAAUAUUCGGUGUUUGUUUUAUGGCCUUCUUUAUGUACGCCAAUUUUUACCCGAUGAAAAAGUCUACAAAUACAAAAUCAGCCGAUAUUGUUCUCAAUUCAAUCAGUCCAUCGUUGAAUAAUAUAAGUGAUGAUUUACAUAUGAAUCUUAAUGUUUCUAAUAAUUGGACUCUCCAUUCUGGAGCAAAAGACAACAUUAAUAAUCUGGAAAAAAACGAUAGUCUUAUUAAUUUAAAUGCGGAAAAGAAGGAGGAAUCUAAAUUGGUAUUUAAUGGAAAUAUUGUUGAAAUCGGAACUGCGAAAUGGUUUGAGCAAUUAGGGCAAAUCAGAGCACGAACACUAGAGUUGCAGAAGGAAAUGCAGAGAAUGGGAAAUACAUAUAAGAAUGAAUGGGAGAUUAACCCUGAGCAAUUGAAGGAAUUCAAAGUACGAACACUAGAGUUGCAGAAGGAAAUACAGAGAAUGGGAGGAAAGACAUAUAUAAAGUAUAAAACGGAGAUUAACCAUGAGCAAUUAACGGAAAUUGAAGCACUAGUGCUAGAGUUGCAGAGUGAAAUGCAGAGAAUGGAAAAGAAUAAGAUAUUUAAGAAAAGUGAAAUAUUUAAGAAAGUGACUCUUGAUUCUGAAACAAAAAACAAAAUUAAUAAUCUGCAAAAGCUUAAUGUUCUCAAUGAAACAGUUUCGACACUGGAAGAUGACAUUGAAGUAUCCAUAGCGGAACUUAUGAUUGAUGAAGAAAAACAGAGUGCUGAAGAAUCUGAUGAAGCAACAGUAAACUCUUUUAUGCCGAGAGAAGAAUUAAAAGUAGAAACAUUUAAAACCUUAAAUGAGAAUUUAAAUGCGGUCGAUUUUGGAACGAUAGACAAAAUUAAUAAUCUGCAAAAGCCUAAUGUUCUCAAUGAAACAGUUUUGACACUGGAAGAUGACAUUGAAGUAUCCAUAGCGGAACCUAUGAUUGAUGAAGAAAAACCGAGUGCUAAAGAAUCUGAUAAAGCAGCAGUAAACUCUCAUUUGCCGAGAGAAGAAUUAAAAGUAGAAACAAUUAAAACCUUAAAUGGGCAUUUCAAAGUGAUAGUUUAUUCUGGAAUGAUAGACAAAAUUAAUAAUCUGCAAAAGCCUAAUGUUCUCAAUGAAACAGUUUCGACACUGGAAGAUGACAUUGAAGUAUCCAUAGCGGAACCUAUGAUUGAUGAAGAAAAACCGAGUGCUGAAGAAUCUGAUAAAGCAGCAGUAAACUCUCAUUUGCCGAGAAAAGAAUUAAAAGUAGAAACAUUUAAAACCUUAAAUGAGAAUUUAAAUGCGGUCAAUUCUGGAACGAUAGACAAAAUUAAUAAUCUGCAAAAGCCUAAUGUUCUCAAUGAAACAGUUUCGACACUGGAAGAUGACAUUGAAGUAUCCAUAGCGGAACCUAUGAUUGAUGAAGAAAAACCGAGUGCUGAAGAAUCUGAUAAAGCAGCAGUAAACUCUCAUUUGCCGAGAGAAGAAUUAAAAGUAGAAACAUUUAAAACCUUAAAUGAGAAUUUAAAUGCGGUCAAUUCUGGAACGAUAGACAAAAUUAAUAAUCUGCAAAAGCCUAAUGUUCUCAAUGAAACAGUUUUGACACUGGAAGAUGACAUUGAAGUAUCCAUAGCGGAACCUAUGAUUGAUGAAGAAAAACCGAGUGCUGAAGAAUCUGAUAAAGCAGCAGUAAACUCUCAUUUGCCGAGAGAAGAAUUAAAAGUAGAAACAUUUAAAACCUUAAAUGAGAAUUUAAAUGCGGUCGAUUCUGGAUCGAUAGACAAAAUUAAUAAUCUGCAAAAGCCUAAUAUUCUCAAUGAAACAGUUUCAACACUGGAAGAUGACAUUGAAGUAUCCAUAGAGGAAUCUAUGAUUGAUGAAAAAAAACAGAGUGCUGAAGAAUCUGAUGAAGCAACAGUAAACUCUUUUAUGCCGAGAGAAGAAGUAAAAGUAGAAACAAUUAAAACCUUAAAUGAGAAUUUAAAUGCGGUCGAUUCUGGAACGAUAGACAAAAUUAAUAAUCUGCAAAAGCCUAAUGUUCUCAAUAAAACAGUUUCGACACUGGAAGAUGACAUUGAAGUAUCCAUAGCGGAACCUAUGAUUGAUGAAGAAAAACAGAGUGCUGAAGAAUCUGAUGAAGCAACAGUAAACUCUUUUAUGCCGAGAGAAGAAGUAAAAGUAGAAACAUUUAAAACCUUAUAUGAGAAUUUAAAUGCGAUCUAUUCUGGAACGAUAGACAUAAUUAAUAAUCUGCAUAAUGGUCUCAAUAAAGCAGUUUCGACACUGAAAGAUGGUAUUAAAGUAUCCAUAUUGAAACCUAUGAUUGAUCAAGAAGAACAGAGUGCCGAAGAAUCUGAUAAAGCAGCAGUAACCUCUGUUAUGCCGAAAGAAGAAAUAAAAGUAGAAAAAAAGAAAACCUUAAAUGAGAAUAUAAUUGUGACACAAAUUACCGCAGAUACCAAAAGCUCUAAAAUUGAUAAAUCUGUUACAUUAAAAGCGAAAGAUGAGGUAAAUAUAAUUAAGGAGAAGGACCAACCUGUGAAUCUGCAAAAGAAAAGUAAGGGAAAUUUGUAUUCCUUUAAGGAAUCUUCUGGGGAAAAUAAUAUGGAAACAUCACAGGAAAUAUUAGGAAAUAAUGUACAUUAUUUCCUUCGUGUCGGAGACAAACUCAUCGGUCUUAAAAAAAUAUCCGAGAUUUUUUUACCUGAUAGACGAAAAAAAAGUGAGAUAAAAUAUGAGUUUUUAGAAGUUAAAGAGCAAAGUGUAGAGAAAUCUAUAGAGAACUGCGUAUAGAUGCGAGAAAUACAGAUUAUGAAUAAAAUAUAAAAGAUAUAGAAUUUACAGAGGAAUUUGAAGAAUAAAGAAAAGUAUAAAGUAUUAUUAAAUGUUUUAUUAAAAGGAACUCUACAGACUCUUUUCUACUGAUGAGAAGAAGAAUUAUGAAGAUAAAAAAUUUGACUAUCAAUUAUUUAUAUUGAGCACAAUUAAAGUAGCCUGUGAUUAAAACGAACGUUUAUUUGUCCGAACAGAAAAAUAACAAUAAAUAUCAUUUCUAUAGAUCCCUUUCCAUCGUUCUUAAUGUGGAUAAUGUGGAAGAGAUUAAAAACUUCUGAAAAUAUAAUGUAACAUAAAAAAUAUCCAAUAAUAUUUGAAAAUGAUAUAGAAUUCACACUACAAAUAACUGUAAGUAAUAUAGA
Nylanderia fulva is the source of this 4352-nucleotide messenger RNA. RefSeq lists its product as uncharacterized. The record is from RefSeq and is a predicted model, not a curated record. Gene Ontology annotation, cellular component: membrane. Gene Ontology annotation, biological process: amino acid transmembrane transport. Gene Ontology annotation, molecular function: L-amino acid transmembrane transporter activity. NCBI's taxonomy places the organism in Eukaryota, Metazoa, Arthropoda, Insecta, Hymenoptera, Formicidae.